Messenger RNA from Prinia subflava (tawny-flanked prinia), 2319 nucleotides. It is a transcript of the gene CASP3, whose product is annotated as caspase 3. Bases 296 to 1144 code for a protein of 282 amino acids. Gene Ontology annotation, cellular component: cytoplasm. The record is from RefSeq and is a predicted model, not a curated record. NCBI's taxonomy places the organism in Eukaryota, Metazoa, Chordata, Aves, Passeriformes, Cisticolidae. The transcript is spliced from 8 exons. Gene Ontology annotation, biological process: keratinocyte differentiation; erythrocyte differentiation; positive regulation of neuron apoptotic process.
GGCCUGCGCGGGGCGGGGCCGGCGGGCCGGGCCGGGCGGCGCCGGGGCUUCCUCCCGCCGAGCAGCGCUCAGCCACGCCAGGCUCGGGAGAACGCCGGUCGGAGCGAGCAGGCAGCGGAGCGAGCAGGCGGUGAAGCCGGAACUUUCCUGUUUGCUACGUUGCAUAAUACAGUUGUCAAGUCUGCAAUAAUUUGGUGAAGAGUAAGAUUUAAUUACAUCAGUGCUCUGAAGUAAUAUUCAGAGUAACAUUGAAGAUCUUUUGAAGCCACUAAAAAUCUGAUAAUUGAAAGCAAUAAUGACAGACAUAGGAGAUGGACCACAUUUGAGGAAAGAUCAGGCAGAUGCAAAAUCUAUUCCAGAUUUUAAAGGAAAGAACCUACCUGCUAGCAAGUCUAUGGACUCUGGAAUUCUGCCAGACCACAGUUACAGAAUGGAUUAUCCAGAGAUGGGGGAAUGUGUAAUAAUAAACAAUAAGAACUUCGACAAACGUACCGGGAUGGCGUCACGUUCAGGUACAGAUGCAGAUGCUGCAAGUGUUAGAGACAUUUUUAUGAAGUUGGGAUAUAAAGUAAGGAUCAACAAUGAUCUUUCAUGUAAAGACAUUUUUAGAGUAUUGAAAAAUGUUUCUGAGGAGGAUCACAGCAAGCGAAGCAGUUUUGUUUGUGUGUUGCUAAGCCAUGGCGAGGAGGGAUUGAUCUAUGGUACAGAUGGGCCUCUUGAGCUGAAAGUACUAACAAGCCUUUUCAGAGGUGACAGGUGCAGAAGUUUGGCAGGAAAACCCAAGCUCUUUUUCAUUCAGGCUUGUAGAGGGACAGAGUUGGAUUCCGGCAUUGAGACAGACAGUGGAUCAGAGGAAACAAUGUGUCAGAAAAUACCUGUAGAGGCAGACUUCCUCUAUGCCUAUUCUACAGCUCCAGGCUAUUACUCCUGGAGAAAUUCAGCUGAAGGGUCAUGGUUUAUUCAGUCACUGUGUAAAAUGCUGAAGGAACAUGCAAGGAAACUUGAACUCAUGCAGAUUUUAACUCGUGUCAAUCGCAGAGUGGCAGAGUAUGAGUCCUGCUCAACUCGACAAGAUUUUAAUGCAAAGAAACAGAUUCCAUGUAUUGUCUCUAUGCUCACCAAAGAAUUUUAUUUCCCUUCCUAAAAUAGUUUUUCAGUUCUUUUUUUUUUUAUCUGCAUUUUAUAUGCAAUAUUAGUACAAAAUACCACUUUUAAAUCUGAAUAAUAUUUCACUACUGUGUGUGACACAAUGAAGUGUCUCAAAGUUAGGUAUAUGUCUGUUGUUAGAAGUAAAACAAUAUGGCUGUGUAGAAAUGCAAAGCUGAGUAACUGAAGCAGAUUUGAAAGUAGUGCUGGGAGUAUUGCAAACAAUUAGGAAGGCAAGACUGAAGAAAGAUCAAAUCAUUUAUUGGAGCUAUUUGGUGCUACUUUUCACUUUGCUGAAGGGACAGGAAAGAAUCUUGUACAUAGUUUGGCUUCAUUUCUUACGAAGAAGAUUCAAAAUGUCAAUGAUGGUGAUAUGAUAGUAGUGGCAUUACGUUUUUCUUCUUAACUCAAGUUCUUAAAGUUUAAGUUAUAAACUAACCUAAACUAUUUUUACACUUUGGGGCAUAAACUGUGGAAAACAGCCAUUCCUAAUUUUACGUACAAUUGUGACACAUGUUUAGAGUACAGUCGGUUAUUCCUGAUAAUUUAAUAACUUUGUGUAUGGAAUAUUAGAUAAAACAACAUGGUAGCUAUUUCAAAAUAAAUUUUGCAUUCUGACCUUGAAGCUGAGUACCCAAGGGACUAGUCUUCUAAAAUGUCUUUUUCUGCAGCUCCCUAAGGGUGGAGCUGUUGGGGCAUACUUGGGGCUAUAAGAACCAGUGCAAAAGGAAGUUUGCAUUCUGAGCAAUCUGCCUUCCUCUUUUUAGCCUUAGAUAAGAGUGGGUUGGCACUGUGUGUACCACGUGUAAUCUGUGUGAACACCUAGAUUUGUGGUACUGGAGAAAUUUCACUUCGUAACGCUAAUUCCACUGAGUUAAUUACAAACUUUAGCUAAAAUAUGUUAACAAAUAGUAAAUUUAUAUCUCUUGAAUCUGAAUUUUGUAAAACAGACUUACAAAAUUGCAAAACAUUUUUGCUGAUGUUUCAAUUUGUAACAGUCUUUUUAAGAUCAGUGGGAGACAGAAUAUGAAAUUACCAUAGGUGCUUGCAAAACAAGACUUGAAACUCUUUUAAAAUUGUGAAGCAAAAACAAUGUUGGCAAAUUGAUGUUCACUUCCAGAGUCAUUUCGUACUUGGGGUUUUUUUUAAUUAAAUGCUGCUUCCUAGAUUGCA